Messenger RNA from Ricinus communis (castor bean), 1508 nucleotides. Its product is annotated as vacuolar protein sorting-associated protein 2 homolog 3. Gene Ontology annotation, cellular component: multivesicular body; ESCRT III complex. The coding region runs from base 658 to 1236 and encodes 192 amino acids. The transcript has 10 exons. Lineage: Eukaryota; Viridiplantae; Streptophyta; Magnoliopsida; Malpighiales; Euphorbiaceae. The record is from RefSeq and is a predicted model, not a curated record. Gene Ontology annotation, biological process: endosome transport via multivesicular body sorting pathway; late endosome to vacuole transport; protein transport.
GAAAAACAAAAGAAUUUCAGCAUUGCCAUUACAUAACCCUUGAUCAUUUUGUUUUGAAUUCUAUUAUUGCUGUUUUUUUUUUUGUGUGUAUGUGUUAACAUUAUCAGUAAUUAUAUAAAAUUGGAAAAGAAUUUGAAAUAGUGCGAAUUAGGUUUCUGGUUAAACCCAGGAAUGUCAUUAGAAAGGUGAAUUAUUGGCAGAGCAUGUGCUUCACAAAUUUGAAGAAGCCUCUAUAUGUGCAAAAAUAUUCAGAACAGAGCCGUAUUAUCGGAGAGAAAAAAGUAAAUUUGUCACGGAGAACAUAUAGGUAUAGUUGCUAUCGAAUUUGAGGAUACAUUGUUGGAGUUUUUUGUUCCCUCUUUGUACUAAUAUGGGUGCUGAGUGAUUCCCUUUUUGCCAAUCUAAAAAAUUUAGACUUCAAAAAUUAGGAUCAAAUUAUGUUUUUGCUAUCUCUCACCGCCCAUUUGAGUGGCAUCAAGCUUGUACAAGUUUGCAAGUAAUUAGAGACAAAAUAUUAUUUGCCAGGUCAGUUUGUAGUAUAUUGCACAAUCUUGCACUUUUUGUUUUUGAGUCUGCCUUGGAUCUCUUCUGUUGUCAUUGUGCAUGAUCUUGGACAAAGAGAUCUUCUCUUGAUUCUAGGCUCUUCCCCGACUGAUAAUGCAUGGGACUAGAUCAGGUAUAGAGAAGGAAAUUGGGGCACUGCAAUCAGAGGAAAAGAAGCUGGUCGCUGAAAUAAAAAGAACAGCUAAGACAGGAAAUGAGGCAGCAACUAAAGUUCUAGCCAGGCAACUAGUGCGGCUUAGGCAACAAAUAGCUAAUUUACAAGGUAGUCGUGCUCAAAUAAGAGGCAUAGCAACUCAUACACAGGCAAUGCAUGCCCAAUCUUCAGUUGCUGUUGGUUUGAAAGGUGCCACAAAGGCAAUGGCUUCUAUGAAUAAGCAAAUGGCUCCUGCAAAGCAAGCUCAGGUUAUAAGAGAAUUUCAGAAGCAGUCAGCCCAGAUGGAUAUGACUACGGAAAUUAUGUCAGAAGCCAUAGAUGAUGCCUUGGAUGAUGAUGAGGCUGAAGAGGAGACUGACGAGUUGACAGAUCAAGUGUUGGAUGAAAUUGGUGUUGAUAUCGCCUCACAGUUGUCAACAGCACCAAAAGGUAAAAUUGCAGGAAAGAACAAAGAAGGUGUCAGCAGUUCGGGCAUUGAUGAGCUUGAGCAGAGGUUGGCUGCUCUGAGGAACCCUUAAAAAUGACUGAAAAUCCAAGUAUUGAUUGUACUGUUCAGAGUUGAUUCUUCAAAGCGUUUUAUACUGUAUAUAUUUUCUUCUCCAGACGCUUAGCUUGUAAUUCUGGUUCCGUCUGAAAAUACUAUUUCAUUGGAUCGAUCUAUAUUGUGCCAUAAUGUCCCACUGACCCAAGAAUCAGUGGAAAUCAACGUUUUAUGGGUGGUUAAAGAUGUAAUUUGGUGAUCCAUAUUUAUGGCAAUAAGAUAACCGUAAGGUGCGAUUUGGCAACUGAA